This is a messenger RNA of Penicillium maclennaniae, 783 nucleotides long. RefSeq lists its product as uncharacterized. The record is from RefSeq and is a predicted model, not a curated record. Bases 1 to 783 code for a protein of 260 amino acids. Lineage: Eukaryota; Fungi; Ascomycota; Eurotiomycetes; Eurotiales; Aspergillaceae. The transcript has 2 exons.
AUGCCGGAAGGAUCGCACGACCGAAGCCUCCUGCGCCGAGUGAUUGAAGCCGCCCUCUUCCGCGAGGACAAUCACUACCCACCUAUGGCUGCCCACGCGGCUGCUGCAGCUGAGCGCAGUGGGAUGCCAGACGUGGAAGCAGGCAAGCGCUUCACCCUUCCCGUGAAUGAUCCAGAUCACCUCAUUCCGCCAAACAACAAGCUCCUGAUCUUUCGCGCGCUGACCGGUAUCGACAGUGUGCCUGCUCUUACCUCGGGCGGCCAUUUACUUCGUACCGCGCCCAACGUCGGCAUCUAUACGCGUGUUCCGCCGCCGUCACUGCCGUUGGAGCAGCUAGCCGGCCCACACUCUGCCGUCACAGCGUUCGGUGCCAUCAACACGAUCAUGGCCGGGAUCCUGACCUAUCUUCGCGGGUCCGGACUUCCAGAUCGUCUCAAGGCCUACCAAAACAAGUGGAAGAACAUUCGAGAGUACAUCGAGCAACGUGAACGAGAAUUCUGUUUAGUCGGCUGUGAUCUUGACGUACAAGAAGAAGUCUUCAUCGUGGAGAGUAUGUACCAGAGUGUCAAAUCGGAGAUGGAAACAACCAAGAGCACAGGCGAUGGGAGGUCUCAGCAGCCGGAUGAUCCACGUAUCCGUCGCUCCCUGCUUCCGUCUUCCCACGAACUUAGUGGACAGCGAGCCGCUACGACCCCGUCGAAACGAGCAGAGGUGGUGUGCUCUCACCAUUCUCGCGAUGAUGAGGCUGUCAGUCCAAUCACUAUUCCCGAGAAGACCGCGUAG